This is a messenger RNA of Diaporthe amygdali, 3510 nucleotides long. RefSeq lists its product as uncharacterized. Gene Ontology annotation, cellular component: small-subunit processome; box C/D methylation guide snoRNP complex. The record is from RefSeq and is a predicted model, not a curated record. The coding region runs from base 1 to 3510 and encodes 1169 amino acids. Gene Ontology annotation, molecular function: rRNA methyltransferase activity; histone H2AQ104 methyltransferase activity; RNA binding. Gene Ontology annotation, biological process: box C/D sno(s)RNA 3'-end processing; rRNA methylation. Lineage: Eukaryota; Fungi; Ascomycota; Sordariomycetes; Diaporthales; Diaporthaceae. The transcript is spliced from 5 exons.
AUGAGCAACGAACUUCAAGAAAACAGCCGCCGGGAAUCAUUCCUCGUAUCCCCGGAGAGUGACAACAUCCAGAGCCCCGAUAUAGCCCGGCACAUGGAUGAUGACGACACGCAUGAGAAGGAGUGCUUCAACCCGAUCGAGCUCGACGGCCCAAUCGUCCCACGUGAGAGACACUUCAGCGAGACAUUCUCCGCCAUAGCUCCACAAGUCAUCAGCACGAACAUCACCUGGCCAGACUCAUCCAGCCUCAACACAACGGAGAAGUCGGCAGCGGCCGAAGUUGCUGUCGUGCCAAACGAGAGACAUACUGGUUUAGUUCCGAGGGGGGCCGGCACACUAUGGAGGCGGAUGUCCAAGACAGUCCGGAACGUUCUGAUCGUGCUUGUGAUCUUCGUCGUCAUUGUAGUGGUCGCCAGUGUCCUUGGGGUCCUCCUCGGCCGCCGGCACAAGAGCAGCGAGGGCCUAGUCGAAGGCCAGUACGACAUCCUCGGCACAUCGAGGCUGGCCGCAGUGACUUUCCAGAACGAGGGCAACAUCACAGACAAGUCGGUCUUCUUCCAGCACUCGCCGUCGCUGGCCAUCAUGCGGGCGCGGUGGAAUGACUCCGCCACGGGAUGGACGUUCGAGAACGUGUCGCAGUCCAUGAUGGACGGCGGCUCAUCCAUCUUCCCAAAGGCCGGCACGCCCCUCGUCGCCGUGGCGCCGGAUGCCGUGGAUCGGGAGGACCUACCGCACUUCUGGGUUGAUCUAUAUUUUAUGUCGCUGUCCAAUGUGCCUUACCAGAUCUGGACGUGGAGUGUGCCGCAGACAGACCCUUCCAAAGACCUGCUGUGGCACCAGGAGGGCCUGCAGACAUACCAGGUCAUCUUCACCACACAAUUCGCGCGGGGCACGCAGCUGGCCGCGUAUCGCGACCAGUGCGCGGCCGACAUUUGCUCGCAGGACAGCCGGCUGCUGUAUCAGGGCGCCAACAACGACCUCAUGCUCGCGUCAAGCCCGGUCAGCAACUGGAUGAUAUGGAACGUGACGAACCUUUCGGGCGACGGGGUGCCUGAGCUGCAGCUGCCCGAGCUAGAGACGAACUCCAGCCUUGCCGUGACCCGGUUCUCGCCCGGCCCCGGGGUGGAGCCCAGCGGGAUGCGGAUGUAUUACGACGUGAGUCAUCAGUUGGAGGAGUACAUAUUCGUGAACGGGACGUGGACGAACGGCAGUUUCGAGGCAUCCCUAGACGACCAAGUCACGCCCCCCGAGGUGGCCGUCGUGGCGUAUGCGAAUGAGAUUGGUGGCGGCCUAGACCACACCCUCCUCACCAUCCUUUUCCAGAAUGGCACCGUUGUCGUUCACUGGCAGGAGUCGCUCGACGGACCAUGGCAGAUGGGGUUUGCGCCGGCCGAGGUGAAUGCGACAGCUCUCGCUGUGGAUUAUGACCUACGGGCGUAUUUUCUGUCUCCUAGGGGGCAGAUCCAGGAGUGGCAGAUCGAUAGGUCUGAUCCGACUGCGUGGAGCUGGUUUGCUCCUCACAUGCUAGCCGCCUGGCUUCGCAUCGUCUCGAAGAAGCUGUCAAUACGGCCGCAACCUCCCAUGGCCCCGAACUAUGGCCCUGGCGCCCUGGCCCAGCACGGCCAGCAGGCGCCUUUGACCCCGACCUCUAUGAGCAGGUGGUCCGUUUCUACCAAACAGCUACCACCCGCGGAGGACAUCAAGUCACUACACAUCUACGACUUUGACAACACACUAUUCAAGACCCCCUUGCCCAACCAGAAGCUAUGGAAUGGAAUGACGAUAGGCCUCCUCUCCAACCAGGACGCCUUCGCCAAUGGCGGUUGGUGGCACGACUCGCGCAUCCUCGAGGCAACAGGCGAAGGCAUCGAGAAGGAGGAACCGCGUGCAUGGGAUGGCUGGUGGAACGAGAAGAUCGUGGAGCUUGUGAGGCUCAGCAUAAGGCAGAAGGACGCCCUGUGCGUGCUCCUGACGGGGCGGUCCGAGUCUGGCUUCGGCGAGCUCGUCAAGCGCAUCGCGGCCUCCAGGGGUCUGGACUUCGACAUGGUCUCGCUCAAACCUGCCGUCGGCCCCAACAACGAGCGGUUCAACUCCACCAUGCACUUCAAGCAGGUCUUUCUGCGGAAUCUCAUGGAGACGUAUAAGCCUGCCGAAGAGAUCAGGGUCUACGAGGACCGUGUGAAGCACGUCAGGGAUUUCCGUGACUUCUUUCAGGAGUACAACAAGAGACUACAGAUCGCUGGCGCGGGGGCUGCAAGGAGUCCCAUACUCGCCGAAGUCAUCGAGGUCGCAGAUAUGUCCACGAAUCUGGAUCCUGUGGUGGAAAUUGCCGAAGUACAAAAAUUGAUCAACGAUCACAACGACACAGCCCUGAGUCGAGCCAAGGCGAAGGAGAAGCUGGUGAUGAAGAAGACAGUCUUCUUCACGGGUUACAUGAUCGAUCAGGCGGAUACUAAGAGGCUGCUCACUUUGGCCCAGAUCCCCCAAGGAGUUCCCGCCCAGGACCUAAAAUACCAUGCCAAUAACAUCAUGAUCUGUCCGCGGCCUUGUCCAGCUAGUAUUCUGGAGAAGGUAGGUGGCAUGGGUAGUAAGAUGAAGUGGGUAGUCACAGGAACGGCCUGCCACGACAACAGCAUAUGGGCUGCAUGUUUGAGGCCUGUUCCCAGCACCGCGAAAUUCCAUACCGAUAACCCCAGCCCGCUCGUGGUCCUGGCAUUACGAAAGGGGGCCAAACCUAUCGAUGCUGCCAAGAUCAAGAACUGGCAACCUGUCCCACCCGACAAGGCCUUCGAGUUUGAGACAACCGUCAACGAGAAGGUGCUUUUGAGGAUCGAGCCAGAGGACCCUAGUGAGAAUGCUUACGAGAGCCUGUUCCCCAACAAGACUUCUAAGAGGAAAUACGCGGGCGACGAUUCUCCGAAUGACCGGGGCAGUGGCCAUUUCAACCAGCGGAAGGAGCAUUUCAACAACCAGAACAACAGCGGCAAUAACAAUAAUAACCACGGCGGAGGAAGAGGCCGAACAGCCUUUGGUCAGUUCCGCGGCGGCGGAGGGGGCUUUCGCGGGGGCCAGGGAGCCAAGGGCGGACGAGGCGGGGCACGCGGCCGCGGGGGGCGCGGCGGGCGAGGCGGCAACCAUUACCGCUCGCUGGACGACGUCGGCACGCGGGACUUCAGCGGCUCGUCGAGGCCCAACGGUGGCGCUUCCGGAGACGAAAACAAGGAAAACAAAUACCAGCAUAAACCCAUCAAGAGGUCCCAUGAGAGUAGCAGGGACCCUGCGCCUCUGGCUGCGGCCAAGGGGUUUGGCGUAGAGCGCGCCGCGAGGACUACAUGCCAGGUCAAUGUCAAGAUGACAGGCUUCGGCGGCGUGAGGCCUGACUUCUCCCGUAACUCGUCCGCGCGUUUACCAACCGCGCCCUGGAAUCGUGUUGCCCCCCGGCUGUACAUGGACAUGGACGACGUGCGCGACGACGUCCCCGAGGCGGCAGACCUACAAGACUAUUACUAG